GAAAAAUAGAAUAGUCGAGACCUAAUUGCCGACAAUGAGGACGAACCUGAGAGCUUUGGUCGCGAAGGCUUACCGCGUUCGUCAAGGGCGUACUUUCUCCUCCUCCUCAGCUCCCAAUCCUAUCGAUGACAAAGGAAAGGGAUCGAUCAUUAUCCCAGUCUGGGAAUCUCUUAAUCGUUAUGCCACCUGUUUUACUGCUGGAUAUUUGAUUCGAUUUGGUUUGGAAAUUUCGGCCUUACUUGAAGCCAAGCGAAAGUCGGAUGAGUUGGACGAAGAGUAUUGUAGAGAGUUAGAACUUUAUCAUGAUGAAAUGAGGCAGAACCGUAGUCCCCAUGGAUUCUCCGAGGAAUGAUAUGUAUCUUAUUUGCAAUGCCAGUGAACUGUGAAUUAUCUAUGGUUGUGUUUAGUUGUUGCUUUACUCGUCAGGCCCGGCCCUGCAAAACAAAAAAAAAACAAAGGCCGGAAGCUCCUCAGAAAAAAAAAGCUGCAGUGAGAGUUGAACUUGCUACCUAUGGGAACACCAAAUCACCAACUGCUACUUAACAUCUGAACUAUAAUAACUUUCUGAACUAUAAUAACUUUUGUAAAGAAUUGCCGAAAACUUUAUUUUAUUUUAAAGUCCGGAAACAGAUGCUUGUAAUGUUUUUGCCUAGGACCAUUUAGUGGUCUCAACGUUUCUUUUUUUGUUCACUCGAAC
Messenger RNA from Eruca vesicaria subsp. sativa (arugula), 697 nucleotides. The record is from the annotation of a GenBank genome assembly. NCBI's taxonomy places the organism in Eukaryota, Viridiplantae, Streptophyta, Magnoliopsida, Brassicales, Brassicaceae.